This is a messenger RNA of Electrophorus electricus (electric eel), 4615 nucleotides long. RefSeq names its product proline rich 33 (gene prr33). The record is from RefSeq and is a predicted model, not a curated record. Lineage: Eukaryota; Metazoa; Chordata; Actinopteri; Gymnotiformes; Gymnotidae.
UGGUGCACGUUCUAAGUAAAGGCCUCUGGUUUUAUUUUUGGACUGCUAUGGAGUCCACACCUUCCAUUUGGAGGAAGGGAGUAUAGUGGAUCUUAACAUGAGUUGCUUGUUCUGACACUCCAGGCUUGGCGAAGCAGGCAGCAGUCGGUUGCCCCCCAAGCAGCAGAAACAGGGGACUCUGUCUGAAGUAAGCCAUCUGUCAUCUGUUAAAAUAAUCUCCCGGGGGCCAACAUUUUCAUGGCUGUAAAUAUAGAGAGUGUUGCCCAAGUAGGCCUGCUGUCCCAUCACUACCCACCACCUCUGUUUCCUAAACCUGGAAAGGAAAAUGUUCGGCUCCGGAAAAUCCUUAAGAGAACUGCCAAGAAAAAAGCUGCCUCCCAAGCCUCCCAGACAGCUGUCUCCUUCCGUUCAAGCCUCUCCCCAGUAAACGAAGCCAGUCCUGACCUGGAGCACAGUGACCACUCAACUCCACCCAAAACACCAGAGUCACUCGUUUACGGAAGUAUACUGCACCCACGUUUCAACGUCAGGCCGCUGUAUCACCAUUCACCAUCCCCUUACCCUCACCAGCGAGGCAUGACCUAUGGCCAGCCAUCAAGGGUCUCCCCACAGCCCUGUGUUACCCCAGGCUCCACUGCACCACACCACAUGGCGGUAUUAUUCCCAUACCCAACUUCCCCUCGUCCUGCGGGCGGAUCACCAGUUCCUUCCUAUGCAGCAACAUCUGUUACAGUUACAUCUGUAAUCACCACAACUCAGAUAAUCAGACCCACUGCCACGAAAUCAGGGGCAGGGCAGGCUUCUGUGGUAGUUAAGCACACAAAUAAUGUGCUAGCUACAAAAAUGGAUGCCAAUUCAAGUCUUACACCCAUUGUACUUUCCUCUAAAAGAGCAAGCCCUCAGCCAACUAUUUUUGAUAGCAUCAAACCCUCAAAACCCAUUUUUGAUGUUCCGCAAAUUACAAAUUACACUUGUAGUACUGCAAACAUAUAUUUUGCAUCAUCUCCGACAAUGCCAAGGAGUAGAACACCUCUUUCUGAGCUGAUGCGAGGACCGACACCAACAUUUGAGGUCAGGAGGAUUGUGACACCAACAUCAGAACUAAAGAGAGAUAAAACACCAACCAGAGAAAUCAUAAAGAGCACAACACCUACAUUUGAAGUCAAAAGAGGUGUGACUCCUACCUCUGAGAUCAAAAGGGGUGUGACUCCUACUUCUGAACUGAAAAGGGGUGCUACACCUACCUCUGAAAUCAAAGGGGAGGAAACCUACACACCCGAAAUAAAAAAGGGCACAACACCAAUCUCAGAAGCAACAAGAGGGACAUUGCCAGGUUUUGAACUGAAGAGCGCUACUACUGAAACAUCUGAGAUAAAAAGGGAUUUCUUAGUUUUGACUGAGACAAAGAGAGGCAGAACGCCGACGAGAGGGAGGACAUCAACGUCGGAGGCUUCAACAUCAAAAACUCUCUCAGGACGACCAAAAACACCUUCAUAUCACGUGUCACCUGUUAGGAUACCCAUCAUAGAAAUUUCAAGAGCCAACCCACUUUUAUUUGCUGUCUCCCCUGUGCAUAUGGAGGGCAGAAGAUCCAAAACACCAACCUCAGGUUUAGUUGGAUCAAAUGAUGAAAUUCCAAAAGAAACUGAGAAACUGAAGGAAAAUAAUCUUCCAGAAGCCAUACAAAAUGGUGAGGUUCACAUCAAAUCAUCUGAAAUUUCAGAAGCUACAAUGCCUGAAUACAGAGAACCUGAGUUACUUACACCACACACCCCUGUAUGUGAAAGUCCUAAGCCAAUAACUCCUACAUCUGGGUAUCAAAGACCCAAAACACCAAACCAUGACGUUACUAAACCUGAAGUAUCUUUGCCAGGGUAUCAAAGACCAAAAGUACCUCCAUUUGCUGGUCAAAGACCUAGAACACCAACAUCAAAAUCCAAAUGGUCAUAUUAUGGACUAACACCUGCUGAGUAUGUUGCUCAUGGUGGAAUACAAGCUCACACUCCUGCUUUUGGCAUAUCUAGAUCCACAUCAGCAGUGUCUGUGGAAUCUAAGCCUCUAGACCAAGAAGCACAAGGUGCUACACAAAAUACUCAGAGUGAAGCAACAGAAAAGCCUACUUCCACAGAGGUAGAUGGGCAUGAGAAAAAGCCAACAGCAAGGCCAAGAGCCCCGGCUGGUGAAAUAACUGCUUCUAUCGAAAAUGGAAUGCCCGUAGUUGUACCUACUUUUGAGGUCUCAAAGUUGACAACACCAAUUGCUGAGCCAAAGCUAAAACUUGCACAAGAGGCAUCUAGGGAGCCUACAUCAGAUGUAAAGGAAAAAAAGAAAAAGGUUGCUGGAGUUCCCGAAGUUAAAAUUCCAACCAUUGUUGUCUCUAAAGCUGACACUCCACCAUCAAAAUCGCCAAAGACAGAGAUCACAAUUCCUGAGACAAAACGAACCAGUCAAACUCCUACAUACAGCCCUCUUAAAACAAAGACACCACCUCCUGACUCCGUGAUAGAAACUACUAAAUCAGAAACAUCUGUGAAAGCACCUGACCAAAAGGCAGAACGACCUACACUCUCAAAAGAAACUACAAUUAGUACAAAAAUAAACAAGGUGUCAAAUAAGCCAUCAGAGCCUCAGAUGUCUUUACUGGAGAGGAUUAAACAGCAAAAGUCUUCAUCGGUCUCUCCAGCAAAGGCUUCUGAAAUAGCUGCCACUGCAAAGACAGAGGACAAACCUCUGGUUAAGCCACAGGAUGACCAGGUGGACAAAGAGAAAACUGGAAAGGAAGAUUCAGCAGGGGCAAAAGUGAGCAACCUACAGGAGACCGAGUCCGCAGUGGAAAAGCAAGACGCCUCCCUCCCAGCUGCCAAACCUCUCCUGAAGGUCAUUCCGAAGCCGAAAGGCAUGAAGUCAAAACUCAGUGGCUGGUCUCGCCUCAAGAAACACAUGGUGGUGGAGGUAGAGGAGCCCAAGUUUCCUGAGGCUGAGCCAGAGAUGAUGAAAGAUGCCCCUAAUGGCACCCCUCAUGAAAAAAGCAUCGAGAAAAGCCCAAGCAAAGAAACCAAUGAGAUUAGUGAUUUUUUUCAAAGCGAGGAGAGUAAAGACACCCCCAGGGCUGCAAAAAUGUGGGAUGCUAUCCUCUUCCAAAUGUUCUCUACCAAAGAGAGUAUCAUGCAACAGCUCGAAGCCAACAAAACUGAGGAGGAAAAGACAGAAGACGCUAAACUGAAUAAACCAAAAGAAAUUCCAACUUUUGCCCAUCGCCUUCCUGUUCUACUUUACAGCCCUCGAUUUGAUGCCAGAAGACUGAAAGAGGCAGCUUCACGACCAGUGACGAAGAUCGCAGCAGUAUUUGAGAUGGGUCUCAUAGGCCGCAAGAGUAAAGACGAGGAGCCAAAAGACUUUAACAGAACAGCUAAAGGUUUCACUGUUAAAACAUCCAGUGGAGAUUAGAUAUAGCAAUAAUUAAAUGGCCAAGGAUGUUGUAUUUUUUCAAUAAUAGUGUACAGUUUUAUUUAUUGCAAUUCAGUUAUAUCAAAAUUAAAAAUAAAAUGCAAAAUAAUAAAAAUAUGUUCUUUGCAUGAAAGACACUGAAUUAUUAGUGCAAUAUUGUUUGACUUCACUGCCAGUCUCUCUGACAUUCAAGGCAUGGACAUUUAACUUAGUUAUCCCUCAGUGAUUAAAGAAAGCACUGAUUACAGAUUGAAAGCUUCUUUUAUUAAUCAUAUUAUCUUCUUUUAUUAAUCAUACUGUACUUUGCCAAGUGUCAGAAAAAUAUUUGCUUGCAUAGCACUUUUAAUAAGGAAUGUAAUGCUUAUGCCUGCUGUAAUUUACUCUAGAAAACUGAAGGUCUUGGAAUAGAGGAACAAGCAAAAUAUAAUUGCACUAUCUAGUUUAAUACUCCGCUUAAUACUUAAUAUUCAACAUGGUGCUUAUGAAAAGAAGGUCAUAUUAUCAAACAUGGCCUUUUUCUUUCUUUCUCCUGUUAUUAUCAUUUCUGCUUUUGAAGAUGAUGCCAGAAAAGGGUAGUAAAGCACAAAGCGCUGAAUGUGCGUUGAGCGAAGGAACAGGUUCUGCAGAGAAGUAAGUGGGUGGAUAGUUGGACGGAGUGCCUGUGAAAUAGGCAAGACUUGGAAUUCCGAGGAAAAAUGUGGAGGAAAGAGAUAGAAAGGCAUAGAAAGUUCUAACAGCUUCUGAAUCUGAGAAUACUGGCAAUGUGUUGCAUGAGUUGUCCUGCUGACCAGAGCCUGUCACCAUAGAGCUUCAGGCUGGUGGUGUUAAGAAGCAGUAUGCACUGACUGCACUUACAUGUGGCAAAAACCCCACACGGUUGUGUCUGAUUGGAUGAAUAGUUUGGGAGAAUAAAUAAUGCAGUGGGGGACUGACUGUCAAGUGUUAUUCAUAGUAAAUUAUUCAAUUAAGGUGCAGGCUACAGUUAAAGUCAAACAGUAAUUAUUUAUGCCAUACUUUUUAUGCAUGACGUUUUCUUGCAUGUGUGUCUUCAAAAGUCAGACAAGCCUCAUGUUUUCCCUGUGGACAGUAUGCUUUGGAUCUUAUGGUGCACUGUACUAGAUUCAAUUUUGUUUUAUAUAUAUUUUUUAAUAAAAAGAUUUGACUUGGA